Molecule: messenger RNA, 2285 nt
Organism: Schizosaccharomyces octosporus yFS286
Lineage: Eukaryota; Fungi; Ascomycota; Schizosaccharomycetes; Schizosaccharomycetales; Schizosaccharomycetaceae
Product: carboxylic ester hydrolase activity
Exons: 3
Coding region: 299-1327 (342 amino acids)
Source: RefSeq, a predicted model, not a curated record
CGAAAUUUCUACUUUCAAACGUAACUUAUCACAACAGAAUAAUUAAUUGUUCAACGCAAACGGAUACUAUUUAGAGGGGUUCUAGUUUGGAUUUUCUGAUAUAAAUGACUUCAAUUUCGGAUGUAUAAUUGACGGUUUAGAAUUCCUUAUUGUAUACGAUACGAACUUCGCUUUUAGUACGGUUUUGUUAAAGAAUCUGCCAGUUUUUAUUAAUAAAAAAUCAAUUGAGCAUUAUUAAUUUUAUAUUUCAAUUUAUUAGAGACGGAAAGCUUAGGUUACCCACUUUAUUUAUUCAGACAUGAUCUUCUUAUUAUGCUCCGUGUUUGGCAUAGCCAUCUCAAUAUUCUUUGUUUUUUAUAUCCAUGAUGCAUAUUUAGCUAUGAAAUUUCAAAGCUUCGUUGACCAACAGAAAGAACAAAUGCGUUCUAAUUCAAAAAAGCGGAUUGACCCUAAUUCUUUAUUCAUGGCUACUGAUUUAUCCAAGAGUGUUGAAGAUAACUGCCGACUAGACUAUGAGUAUCAAGUUGCAUACUACUUGUAUACGGGUGUUGACAGAAGUUUAAACAAAAACAACGGCCGUCCCUCAAAAACCUUCGUCUUCCUUCAUGGGUUGGGAGGUCAAAUGGCUCAGUUUGAAGGACUAUUUAACUUUAUUCCAAAUGAAUAUUCGGUAUUUUCUUUAGAUUAUUGUGGAUGCGGACUGUCGAAGCGAGCCUUCAAUUCCCACAUAGGACGAUCGGCUCAUGAAUUAACAACAAAUGGUUUGACUAAUGUAGUUGAAAAGUUCAUUGAAAAGCAUAUAUUUCCUUCCGACUCCAUUGUACUCGUCGGGCACUCCAUGGGUGCAAGCAUAGCUACCCGGUUAGCCAAACGAUUGGGAGAAAAAUGCGAGGCUCUCGUUCUACUUUCUCCAAAAAAUAAGUUUAAAAAAGGAGAGCUUGAGUUGAUCCAAAGAGUCCAGAAGAUUCCAACUCCUGUUUUCAGCCUUUACCGACUUUUCGACCGUUGUAAGGGCCUCAGAAGUCCGUCCGUAAACCGAUGCUUUUCUAACGAAGCUACGCCGUCUCAGCGUGCGCAGCUUUGGAUUUGGAACCGCGAGAGUGAUACUUUUAUAUGGAAGAUGAUGCUGAUGGGCAUUGAAAGCGUCUUCACGCCUUCAUUUGUUUUCCCUUCGGUACCUACUUUAGUUAUAACAGGAGAUGAGGAUUCUCUAUCUCCUCCUUCUGAAAAAGAACUUUAUCAAGACUUACAAAAGAAUAUUUCCUUUGAAGUUGUUGCAGCAGGGCAUUGCGUACUAGUGGAAAACCACACGAGAUAUAUCAGAUAAUGCGCAGUUUUCUACAACUUUCAAAUUAGUCUAUCCGUUAUGACAGAUCCAAGUUUGCGUAGAUAAGGCAUGAUUUACGCUGUAAUAAAUAACUUUCUAUGAAUUAAAUGUAUAUGUCACUAUCCUCUUAUAUUUUAGUUAAGCAUGUACAAAAAGAACGGUCUUAUUUUUACGUAAACAAAAGAUGGAACUAAAAAGUAUCUAUACAUGAGAGCAUCAGCAUCUAAAAUCAUAAAAUUAGAAUGAUCGACUCGAGACAGGAGUGAAUCACCAAGGUAAAUGUCCGGUAUAGUACUUUGAAUUUCUUGAAGGACAAUACUGAAUUAAAGGAAUUAGUUCAGGACACGUUAUGAGAUAAGAAUGUUGUCUUCGAUAAGGAUUACGUUCUUUUCUUUUUCCCACCAGUAAAGCAUUUUCACAAGCGUAAGGAUCUUCAGUGAAAGGGAGAAGAGCGUUCUUUUUCUCUGCUUCAUAACUUGCUUGGGGGACUCCGCCUUCUGGGUCUAUACCAACGAAGUCAAAUUGAUCGCUCGGAAAACGAAUGGCCUCCCUAUGUAAAUUUAGAAACCUUUCUCUCUUAAACUCAAAGGAGACAACUGUUAUUUUCUUUGGAUAAUGUCCUGUGACUUCACGAAACCUAGCAAUUGAGAAGAGCACAUUUUCAAGACUAUCUCGAGCAAAUUCUUCAGUGGUCCUACGCGACAGUAACAGAGGAUCAUCAUUAAGGGAUUUGGAAAGUAAGUAAUAAGAUUGCGCUUCUGAAUAUGGACCAGCAUUUGGACGAGUUUGUCCUCCAGAAAAGACUAAUAGCGAAGACUCAUCUUGCUCAAGCAGCUCCAAACCUUUAUAGAUAUGGCUUGCGAAUACUUUCCCUUCACCUUUUUGGUAAGGUUCCAAGAUCCAUUCGCUAUCUUCUUGUCCUUUCGAAGACCCUCCCAGCCAGACGGCGUGACCAGCA